This is a messenger RNA of Triticum turgidum subsp. durum (durum wheat), 633 nucleotides long. The record is from the annotation of a GenBank genome assembly. Lineage: Eukaryota; Viridiplantae; Streptophyta; Magnoliopsida; Poales; Poaceae.
AUGGCAGCUCCGGCGGCGCAGCCGCCGCCAAAGACCGUCCUGCGGGUGGCGGCGAUCUCCGGCUCGCUGCGCAGGGCGUCGGCCAACACCGGCCUCAUCCGCGCCGCCGCGGAGAUCUGCGGGGAGUCCAUCCCGGGCCUGCACAUCGACCACGUCGACAUCUCGGAGCUGCCGCUGCUCAACACCGACCUCGAGGCCGGCGGCCGGUUCCCGCCGGCCGUCGAGGCGUUCCGCGACAAGGUCCGCGCGGCCGAUUGCUUCCUCUUCGCCUCGCCCGAGUACAACUACUCCAUUUCAGGGCCUCUGAAGAACGCGCUGGACUGGGGAUCACGGCCGCCCAACUGCUGGGCCGACCGAGCCGCGGCGAUGCUGAGCGCGUCGGGCGGCUCCGGCGGCAACCGGUCGCAGUACCACAUCCGGCAGGUCGGGGUGUUUCUUGACAUCCACUUCAUCAACAGGCCGGAGGUCUUCACCAAGGCACACCUGCCCCCGAGAAAGUUCGACGCGGACGGCAACCUCAUCGACUCGGAGACCAAGGAGCAGACGAACGGUGGUGCUCUGCUCGUUAGAUGGACUGAGCAGAUCGUCACAAACUCCAAAUGCGAAAGCCAUAUACUGGUUGAUGCUCCAUGA